This is a messenger RNA of Vicia faba (fava bean), 600 nucleotides long. The record is from the annotation of a GenBank genome assembly. Lineage: Eukaryota; Viridiplantae; Streptophyta; Magnoliopsida; Fabales; Fabaceae.
AUGUCCAUCGUUGCAACCGCAGCCGACCUCAUGCAAGAUUUCAAGACAGGUUACCUCACACUCUCAUCAGCAAAAUCCAUGUUCGUGAGCCAGUUGAUAGGAACAGCUAUGGGCUGUAUAAUUGCUCCUCUCACAUUCUGGAUGUUCUGGACUGCGUUCGACAUAGGAUCACCUGAUGGCCCUUACAAAGCACCGUAUGCUGUUAUAUUCAGGGAAAUGGCCAUUCUUGGCGUUGAGGGAUUCUCGGAGCUUCCAAAAUAUUGCAUGGAAAUGUGUGGCGGUUUCUUUGCAGCGGCAUUGGCUAUCAACCUUUUAAGGGACGUGAUUCCAAAGAAAUACUCGCAGUACAUUCCAAUUCCAAUGGCAAUGGCAGUUCCUUUCUACAUUGGUGCUUACUUUGCAGUUGAUAUGUUUAUUGGAACUGUAAUAUUGUUUGUGUGGGAACAAGUGAAUAGGAAAGAUUCAGAAGAUUAUGCUGGAGCUGUUGCUUCUGGUUUGAUUUGUGGUGAUGGGAUAUGGACUAUUCCUUCAGCAAUUCUCUCUAUUUUGAGGAUUAAUCCACCAAUUUGCAUGUACUUCGGGCCUUCUGCUAGCAGCUGA